Messenger RNA from Bipolaris victoriae FI3, 1953 nucleotides. RefSeq lists its product as hypothetical. The transcript has 2 exons. Bases 1 to 1953 code for a protein of 650 amino acids. NCBI's taxonomy places the organism in Eukaryota, Fungi, Ascomycota, Dothideomycetes, Pleosporales, Pleosporaceae. The record is from RefSeq and is a predicted model, not a curated record.
AUGGCCUCACAGAACGCUACCUCGUACACUGCGGUUCCCAGAAGGAAUUCCGAUAGCCGUUUCUCUUUCGAAGACGUUCCAUCCGAAACACCAUCUGGACACCAUCAGGGCUAUGGACAUCCACCUACACGGGGAAGUAUCAGCGAGGAAGAUGACUCGCAUCCUCACAUGAAUAAACCGACUUCCGUGGCACAAGUCGUUCCGUUUACCAGCGACCACCAGAGCAAUGGAGGUACAGUGCAGCUUGUAGAAUGGAAGAUAUCUCCCUACACGCCGAUCUCGAUGGUUGCCCUCUUCAUUUCCGGAGUAGCAGUGGCAAUCGGCCACCAUCUUUUCUACUUGCGCUUCGACAGUAGUCCUGUGCGAGGAAUAGAUGAAGACUACACCUCCCAAGUCUGGAUCAUCCGGUACGGAACGGCAUUUGCGUUUGUCACAAAGACACUACUAGCGGGUGCGAUUAUCGUAGCAUACAAGCAGCACAUGUGGAUCAACCUCCGGCACAAGGCCAAUUCAGUGUCUACGAUUGAUGCGGUUUUUGCAGCUACUCACGAUCUUUUAUCUUUUCUUCACCCUUCCUUCUGGACCAGAGCAAAGAUUCCAGCACUCAUGGCAUUGAUUGCAUGGUGUCUACCCCUCGCUGCUCUCAUUCCGCCUUCCACUCUCACUGUAGCUGGCGCUCAGCUUGUCAGCGAGCGAUUCACAAAAGUCCCAACCCUCAACCUCAACGGCACCACACUGUACAGAAGUGAUGGUAUUGGUGAAGGCACUUCACCCCUACUCCACCGCUUGACCAUCGCCAUGGCCACAAGCAUGCAAAUCCUUCCUAUGCGCCGCACCCUCCCCAUCAACGCAACCUACGACUACUCCUUCGACGCCCCAUCCCUAAAAUGUACCCCCGCAACAGGUGACCAUCUCCAGAACUUCACUACCGUCCGCAAAGAAGCUAUCCGCCAAAUCCUCGAUUUAGCCAGCCAAUACAGCUCCCUCGAUGCUGACAUGCGCUACCUAUCCUUUUCUGCCGACACCACAGGCCCCCCGCUCUCGAGCUCCGAUAACGUAACUACCUACGUAACCAAAUGCAUCGCACGUGAAAGAUUUGGAGACUGCGGCGCCAACUCGAACAUUCCUACUUUCUUCAUGCAAAUGGGCAACGAAACUAUAACCUGCACCACACACAAUACAAACUUCACCGUGCUGUUUGGUGAUUUUGGGGGGCAAGACACUCAACCUGUCACCUACGUCUCGCACGAAUUCAAAGAACCGCUGAAUACAGAAGUAACGGGCCUAAUGUUUAAAGCCCUCUCCACCAUCCUCAACGGCUUCUUCGGUGUCUUCACCGGAGGCGGCGCAGCCGGCGGUUACUUUUCUGGCAGAUCAAUGAUACCCGACACCGCGCUUCUCGAGCUUCUCCAGCAGAACUUCCCCGAGCUACGCAAUACCGUGCCACAGGAAGCCUGGAUGUCGCAGCGUAAGAAUACCACUCUCGCGGCUAUAAUCGAAGAGCUCUCGCGGAACCAGACGCUCAGUCUCUUCAGUAAUGAGAGACUAUGGGAAACGGACGAGGCGAAGAAGGCAGAGGUGCCGGUUCGGUAUUUUAAUUUUUACAGUGUGUAUGAGUAUACACCGCGGAAUCUGUGGGUCGCGUAUGGGACUGCGAUUGCGUGUUCGUUUGCCGCGGUGCUCCUGGGGCUCAGAGCCCUGUGGGUGAAUGGCGUGUGUCACGAUAAUUCUUUUUCGGCGGUUAUGGCGGCCACACGGAGUAGGUAUCUCGAUCGGCUUACACGGGGUCAUUCGCUGGGGGCUACACCCAUGGGCGAGAAGAUUCUUAAGGCGAGGCUGCGGUUUGGGGUCCUAGAGCCAGAGGAUGAGGUUGCGGCCAAGGGCAUGAAUAGGGCCGGGUUUGGCACCGAGGAUAGCGUUACGACGUUGAAGAAGGGACAGGUUGUUUAUUAA